Messenger RNA from Symbiodinium sp. CCMP2592, 987 nucleotides. Lineage: Eukaryota; Dinophyceae; Suessiales; Symbiodiniaceae. The record is from the annotation of a GenBank genome assembly.
AUGCGGGUCAUGCGGACGCUCUUCCCGAAUGCGGACCUCACGGACGCUGGCUUGGCCAGUCUGCAGAGCGCUCUGCCGCCCGCACUCUCGGCAGAGUUGACAGCGAACCAGGAGCCCGCUACCGCAGUAGUGGGCCGCCUUAAGGCAUGGCUGCUCAGCACCAUCGAACUACACCACAUUACACCAGAAAUAAGAGCGACUAGCGGGCUUCCAGCGCCGGUUGCCAGCGCGCUUGUGCGGCACACCCUGCCACGAGUUGUUGAUUUCCUCUUCCACCUCUUCAAUAAGGGCGCCACAUUGGCGGACUCCACGGAGGUUCCCCAGAAUCUUUUGGUCACCAUCACGGCAACGACGUGCACUAGCUUUGGGGCUUACCUGUUAAAGGUUGUGGCCUCUUCUCCGAGGGGCAAUGUCCGCAACUGGUUUUCCCACCUCGAACGGCAGUUCCCUUUUGAAGGCUCUGCGAUCGUCCUGGAAGUGGGCGGCCCACCCCCCGUGAAGCUUGUGGGAAUCUUCAAGGAACUACAUAUCAACCGCAAACGAGGUGAGCGUCCAUACGACAGACACCUCAGGAAACUCAACCCCAGCUCUGUUGAGAUUCUCGUUCACGAGUGGCCGGCCGUCUUGGGGCCAUCGCCAACUGCCCAGUGCACACCGACUGUCACCCUCCCUUACCACAGACUUGUUUGCCUGAAGUCCGGCGGGGGCCUCGACCUCUUUCGACGCGUCCUUGCAUUGCCGAUGGGUCGUGUGCCAUUGUCCUUAGGGGUGCCGGGCCCUACCGCCUCCAGGCCGACUACACAUUCUGACGCGGAUUUCGCGAGUGAGCUGGACAUGGUCCUGCUUUUUCUCCAGGCCUGCCGAGUCAUGGCGGUCGAGGGACUGUUCAACCCGGAGCAGGCAGCUUCUGUUGCGUGGGCCGCACAUCGCGUGUGCUCCUCGACACUAAACACAGGUUACAGGCGGGACACUCACAGCGGCGGGUAG